Messenger RNA from Macrosiphum euphorbiae (potato aphid), 570 nucleotides. The record is from the annotation of a GenBank genome assembly. NCBI's taxonomy places the organism in Eukaryota, Metazoa, Arthropoda, Insecta, Hemiptera, Aphididae.
AUGAAUAAAAUAAUGAGCCCAUAUUGCUACUACAUCCCACACCACUGCAUCGUGCGUCCUGAGAGUAAGACAACUAAACUCCGAGUCGUAUUUGAUGCAUCUGCUGUGACCACCACGGGACAAUCACUCAAUAACAACCUAUAUACAGGUCGCAAGCUUCAACAGGACUUACCACGGAUUCUGAUCCGUGCCCGAGUACACAAGGUUCUGUUUACAGCUGACAUCAAGCAGAUGUAUAGGCAAAUUGAAAUUCAUUCUGAAGACCGUGAUUAUUUACGGAUUCUUUGGCGAUUUAAUCCUGAUGAACCAAUAACAGAAUACCGUCUCUGUACAGUAACAUAUGGUACAUCCUCUGUUCCUUUGCAAACCUUACAACGCCUAGCGAAGAUUGAGGGGACAAAUUUCCCCAUAGCUGCUCAGAUCUUCAUGCAAGAUGAUCUUGUGGAUGACAUACUCACGGGGACUGAUUCCCCAGAAGCAGCUUUAGUUUUACCUCCUAGCGGUCGCGCUAGCGGUGUUUACACCGCACCAUUGGGAAAAACCAUUUUAUUUAAUUAUACUUAUCGAUAA